AUUGAGCAGGAGCUUCGGGCGGCCCAAGCUCCGCUCAUCCCAAGCUUCAUCAACGCUGACCUCGUCCACUGACCAACGAGCCCAUCCAGCAACGCCGGCUGUCCAAGCCACCAGCGAUGGGCACCACCAAGCCGCCAUGAUGAAUCGAGUCACGGUCUCGGGGCUGCGGCUCCGUCCCGCCGCCAGCACCGUCGUCGCCCGCUGCCCCUCCUCCACCGCUGCCCACUCCGCCUCCCCCCUCGCUUGCCACGACCGCAACGACAACCACAGCCGCAAUGGCCGCCGCCAUUACGCGACGCAGCACCAACCACCCUCCUCCGCCUUCGCCUCUGAUUCCCGCCGCCGCGCCGUUACACCCUUCAACGACGACGGCCGCGUCCCCUGGACUGAGCUCUCCGUCGGCGAGAAGACGGCGCGGGCCGCGCAGCAGACCUUCAACUUUGGCUUGGUGAUUCUGGGCGUGGCCCUGACGGGCGGCGUCGGCUACGUGCUCUACUCAGACGUGUUCUCGUCCGACAGCAAGACAACCCACUUCAACCGGGCGGUGGACCGGAUCCGGGCCGACGCGCGGUGCGUGGAGCUGCUGGGCGACGGCAAGAAGAUCGAGGCCUUCGGCGAGGAGACGUGGAACAAGUGGCGGCGCGCGAGGCCGAUUGCGUCGACGGUGACCAAGGACGCGCAGGGGAAUGAGCAUAUGAUGAUACAGUUUAAUGUCCAAGGGCCGAAAGGCCGCGGACGGGUCGGCAUCCAUCUGAUCAAGCGCCCCGGGCAGCACGAGUACGAGUACGACUACUUCUUCGUGGACGUGGGCCAGCAAAGGAUAUAUCUCGAGAAUGCUGCUGCUUCCCGGGUGAAGCAGGGCGAGAAAAAGGAGUUCAGGUUGUUCGGUGUCAAAUGGAGCUGAUGAGAUGAUCCCGUCCGACCCGCGGGAGCCGGCCUGCCCUGGCCUUGUCCUGCCCCUGGAAGCGGCUCUACUGCGCAGCCGGUGCUUUCUGCCGUACAAGAUGAUGUACAGUAUGUAUAUUAUGCGCUC
Messenger RNA from Thermothielavioides terrestris NRRL 8126, 1033 nucleotides. RefSeq lists its product as uncharacterized. The transcript is spliced from 4 exons. The record is from RefSeq and is a predicted model, not a curated record. Gene Ontology annotation, biological process: protein import into mitochondrial matrix. Gene Ontology annotation, cellular component: TIM23 mitochondrial import inner membrane translocase complex. Bases 137 to 904 code for a protein of 255 amino acids. Lineage: Eukaryota; Fungi; Ascomycota; Sordariomycetes; Sordariales; Chaetomiaceae.